GGGACCAUGGUUAUGUUGAAGAUUUCUGCUUUCCUUGUUGCUUAUGCCCUGGUCAUUUGCCAGAUGUACAGCUCACAAGCAGCCCCCUCCAGGUGAGACAGACAGACUUGCAGACAGACAUACAGAAAUUACUAAAUUACACUCAGCGCACAUAUACAUCAUACAAGCGUACACACACGCGCGCACACACACACACACACACACACACACACACACACACACACACACACACAUAUUUGUUUAAUCUGAUAUGAGAAUAUGGAUUGGAAGUACCACCAAAUAUAAUUGUAUUAUUUAAUAAUGACAAUUUUGAGGGACAUUUUUGGAGAAAUUCAUAAUUCCUGUGAUAAAAGGAAUAUAAUACAUCAUUUUUUCUGUGAAUUUAGACUACUGAACAUUUUGUAAUUUAGACUACUGUUAAAAAUACAUAAAUUAGUAUGUUCCUUAAUCCAAUAUCACAGAAGUGCACUCCAGUUAAGUGUAAAAGGGCUGUAAUAAUAAAAAAAACACACACAAAAAAUAAGUAAUUUAAUUUAGAAGAGAUAAAUAAGAUAUAUAAAAACAUCCAAGCCACUCAUAAAUCUGAAUUUGGUCACACGUCGGCCCUUUUAGAUGGAGUACUUUUAGCAGAUUACUGUUUUCAAUGUUGGCUAGGGUCCCUUCCAGUCCCACGUCAUACCUUUUAGCCUUAGUGACACUCCGCUCAUGUUAUUUAUAUAUUUUUUUACUGCGGGUGAUAACUUUAGUUUGGUUUCUUAUGCGGAUCCCUGUGCUUCACCCACCCUCUUUCUUCCUCCUCUAGAACGGGCAUAGAGUCCAUGACAGACCGAGUCACCCUUACGGACUACGAGGCAAGAAGAUUACUCAACGCCAUAGUCAAGGAGUUUGUGCAGAUGACAGCCGAAGAGCUGGAGCAGCAAGUGAAUGAAGGCAACGAAGGCAAUAGGUACAGACAACUGCUUCUUCUUCCUUCCUGCAUCUUUAACAUUACCUGAGUUUGCGUCCUAGCUCAGGGCUACCAAUUAAGGGAUUGAUGAUGAAUUAAACGUGAAGGUCAGUAUUGAUGGUCAGAGCUACUUUCAUAUGGAGUGGAAGUGCAUCAACGGUACAUUGACCAAACGUUUUAAACUGAAAUUAAAUCACAAUUUUGUUACCUGUCUGGAGAGACGUCUUUUAGCCACCUUAGCAGUGUGUCCUGCUGGAGUUUAAUUUAAACCAUAUAGAGAGGUAUGUGCUCAGAGAAAUGUUUUCUCUCCAUUUUAAGGAGGUAUAUGCUAAUCCCUCCCAACAAUUUAUCAGUUGUAACAAUCCCGCAUGGAUGAGUUUGAUUUAUUCAUUUAUUUGAAUGGAUGAAUGUUAACAGCCUGUUUGCCUGCUGGAUAUAUUAUAUUAGCGGGGAAUGCUUUUGGGAUGGAUAAGUGCAUGCUGUCAGUUAGAGGAGGCGAAAAGAGUCGCAUGACAGCGGGAAGCUAUACCCGUUCUGUUCUCUUUGGGGUGAUAUGAGGGUGGGUGUGAAGGUAAAAUGGAGUUGGAGCAUGGGGGUUGAUAUGUUAAUGUUCUUCAAGUGAUUGGAAGGGAAGCAUGAUGUUUUGGAAAUGUUCAUUUCUUGCCUAUGACAGCAUGUCUGACAAUGCAUUUUGUAGGGAAAAUGCAUGAAGGAAAGAGGAUAUACAGUACUAACAUGUGUGAGAGAGCGAGAGGGAGUGUGAGUGCGUGUGUGCGGGAGAGAGAGAAACCUGCAUGUGUCCCGCUACUAUGAGCCUGUUUUCUGCAUGUUUAUCUCUCCCUUCUGACAGCAUGGAAAGACCCCUUACCAAGCGCUGCUCUAACCUCAGCACCUGCGUGCUGGGCAAACUGUCCCAGGACCUGCACAAAUUACAAACGUUCCCCCGCACGGACGUGGGCGCGGGCACGCCUGGCAAGAAACGCAGCGCGCCCGAGAGCGAACGCUAUGCAAGCUACGGGGAGACAUUUGACAGCAUCUAACUCUCCGCCCUCCUCCUAUUCCCUCUCUUUUCAUUAUAACGUCCUACUGGUUUUUGUUUGACAAGUCUCAGUGCAUGUGGAUUUUUCCUGCUUGAUUGAGCGAAUCUCCCAUUGCAACCCCCCCCCCCCCCCCCCCCCCCCCCUUCUUCUUUUUUUUUUGACAAUUCCUUUCCGUUUUCGGCAGAGAAUGACAUGUUGUAUCUGAUCAGACAAUCAAAAGUAAAACUCUUCUAAAUUACAAUUAUUCAAAAGAGUGAAUCAAAAUGUAUAGAUUUUUUUCAGUGUGUAUAUUCAUAUAAUUUGAUUGUAUUUUAAAUUCCUGAAAACCCAAAUUCAUAACAUAAGAGAUAACCUAAGUAAUAUUCAACCAUAAUAAAUGGUUUCUUCAUGCCUCACCAUGUUUCUUGUUCAAUAAACCUAUUUUUCUACCAGGAAGCCUUUUACUUUUUUUUCUUAAGAAAUAUAAUAUUAGUACUUAGCUUUAGCUCUUCCAACAACUGCAUUCAAUAUUUUUUCAUUGGAGUAUAGAGUAAAUCAUAGUUAUUUUAGCAUUUCCAAUACCCUUGAACUAUCUCUAAAACCUUCACCAAGUCUCAAGGUAAGUAUUUUAAUUAACCGAACCAUUCUAAGGAUCUAACAUUUUCAGAGACUAUAUUAAUCCACUGUCUACUUUUAUGUGUUUAGUUUUAAUUGUUCUACUCCUGUUAAUGACAAUGACACUUUCAUUUUAUGGAGGUGUCGUAAAGCAGAUGUAUUAAUUACAUUGAAAAUUAUUGCUUGAUUAGAUAAGGAAAAAGUGUAUGUGUUUGAUAGUGUGUGUGUUUGUGCUGACGGUCUGUGCGUGUGCUUGUGUAUGUGUACAUUUGUAAGUGUCUGGCAUGAGUGCGAACACAUGCUUUUGUGCGUCUGUGUACUGUAUGUGUAUGAGGUACGCAGCAGGCUCACUGUUAACCCCGUCUCCAUUCCUGAAGCAGCGUUACAGCACAGAAGCGAGCCUGCAACACGGCCACCUGCGUGACUCACCGCCUGGCAGACUUCCUGAGCCGGUCGGGGGGCAUGGGAAACAGUAACUUUGUCCCCACCAAUGUGGGCUCCAAGGCUUUCGGCCGGAGGAGGAGAAACACCCAGAUGUGA
Molecule: messenger RNA, 3120 nt
Organism: Coregonus sp. 'balchen'
Lineage: Eukaryota; Metazoa; Chordata; Actinopteri; Salmoniformes; Salmonidae
Source: the annotation of a GenBank genome assembly